Plectropomus leopardus (leopard coralgrouper) is the source of this 3876-nucleotide messenger RNA. RefSeq lists its product as uncharacterized. Gene Ontology annotation, cellular component: nucleus. The record is from RefSeq and is a predicted model, not a curated record. Gene Ontology annotation, biological process: protein desumoylation; proteolysis. Lineage: Eukaryota; Metazoa; Chordata; Actinopteri; Perciformes; Serranidae. Gene Ontology annotation, molecular function: deSUMOylase activity.
GCUUGAGUUGUUGUUUCUUCAAAUCGUGGUCAGAAGAAACACAGUUUGUUAUUUCACAUACAAGAUUUAGGAGACCAUGGUGGUAUUACUGAAGUGUACAGAGUCUACUGAUCACUGAGGAACACUUUAUGAGUGCCAUGUUCUAGUCUGCUGUCAAGUCAAUGAGCUCGAUGGUGGAGAAGGCUUGAGAACAACUUCUGUUUUACACAGUAAAAGUACUUUACAGAAGUCUGCCUGGAUGGAAACAUAAGGAUAAAGACUAAGGAAAGAAAAUCACAACACACAUACAAUUCAGGACCAAAGGGGAAGGAGAGGACAGGAGUGCAGAGAGGGGGUGUUGGGGAUGGGGUUGAAGAGCCAACGGAGGACGUCAUGGUUCACAGCGGCUCUGCAUCCCCAAUGAAAACAACACCAUCAGCAUCACCUCAUUUAACUGUGACUGCUACAGCACCUCCUCUAGUGCCUCCCCCUGGAGAUUCUACAGAUCAAGACCUAACCCAGACCCCUACCAAACUCCUCACCAAAGACCUUACCUCUAACUCAGACCCGACACAGCCCUCUACUCCAACUCCUGCUGAUCCUGAGCCCCCUGUUGUAACUGCUGGAGAAGCACUUACUCCUAAUUCAACCCCAGUAUCAUCCUGGUCUUCUACACAGACAUCUACUGCUGCUCAGGGUCCAGUCAAUGGCCGUACGUCAGGCAGGAAGAGGACGCCUAAAGCCUGUGACUGUUGUGGCCCCAACAGUACGGGACAUGAUGUUAGAGCCUUGGGCAGAGGGAGGGGGAGAGGGAGAGGAAGAGGGAGAGGGGCCAUUAGGGACCUCGGGGACACCCCUAAAAGAAAAGUGGAUGGCCAGCUGACACGUUUCAAGUGUUUUGAUUUGACCAAGGAGACGGGAGAGGAAGCAGAAGAUGACGAUGAAAGACAUGAGAAGGUGCAAAAGACUGUAGUAGUGGCUGAAACUCAGUCACAAAUAUCUGUUGCUCCCCCUGCCAAAGUCUCCCUGCAGGAGGGACCAAUAAGGAACUAUGUUGCUCCGGAGAAAAGCGAUGGACAGAAAAAGGAGGACAUGUUGAUGGAUGUGUCAGGGAGAAAAGGAGGCGGUGACUGCAAGAAUGUAGAGAUGAUAUUGUCAGGAACAGUGGGCAGGGGAGCACCAGUAGUAAGAGAGAGUGGAGGGAGGGUAAUGGUGGGAGCUACACUUGCAUCAAAAAUGAAAGUAGACGGUGGAAUAAAGAGGGGAGGUUCAGGUGGUGUUGUCAUCAAUUCUAAAAUCAAUGCACCAGCUCCAUUGGUGUUUGUGCAAAGGCAAAACAAAGAUGCACAGAUGAACCAUGGAGAGCAGACUGACCCCAGCUCACUUAAAGCUCCAUUUGGAAAUGGAGACACUGUAAAUCUGAGUGACACCGAACCUGCAGAGGAGACUAAAGACGGUGACAUAAUCAUGAGUGAAGUGAAAAAUGGAACGCUUUCUAUCUCGCGGCCAUCAGAUCCCGCUUCAAGGUCAGGAUCUCCUCUGGAUCUGGACUCUGAGAUGCAGGUGGACAAGACUCCUGACAAAACGGACUUGGUGUCUGUUCCAGUAACUCUGUCCAACGGAAAUGUCACCACACCAACAAGUGCUGACCACUCCUCCACACUUAUGGAGGUGGAAACUUCUCAUCCAACUUUGAUUGCACCUCCAUUCCGGGGCCCGAUCACAGUGAGCAGCAUGGAGCACAGCAGGGCAUUAAGAGACCACAGGCUGUACUGUCAGCGUGGAACCUGGGAGAAGGAGGGGGUGGAAGAAAACUGGGACAAAGAGCUGUCAGAAGACACAAAGGGACAAAAGAUGGAUGUGGAGAAGCAGAAUGAUAAAGAGCAGCUUACAGAUAUGAUCCACGAGUUUUUGGAGAGUUUCUACAUGAAGUACGGCAGUUUCAUUCCUCUCAGUGAGACUGAUGUUUUGGAAUACCUGAAGAAGAAAGGAAACUCUGACCUCAGCAACAGGGGACUGGACAUUAAAGGGGAGAUGACUCGGUACAGGGCGGCGCUGGCCUCUGCUCCUGUCGCAGGUUUCAUGGUGACGUAUAACAAACACACCCUGGGCCUGGAGGACCUCGGCACACUGGAGGAACAGAAUUGGCUUAAUGACCAGAUUAUCAACAUGUAUGGUGAACUCAUCAUGGAGGCCACAGAACACAAGGUCCACUUUUUCAACAGUUUUUUCCACAAGCAGCUGGUUGCCAAGGGUUACGAGGGCGUGAAGAGAUGGACUAAAAAAGUUGACCUGUUCUCCAAGUGGCUGCUGCUAUUUCCCAUCCACUUAGAAAUCCACUGGUCCCUCAUCACGGUCACCAUGGCAACCAAAACCAUCAGUUACUACGACAGUCAGGGAAUCGUCUUCAGACACACUACAGAUAACAUUAUGAAAUAUCUUCAGUCUGAAGCCAAAGAAAGACAACAGACAGCUUUCCAGAAAGGCUGGAAGAUAACCAUCAUCAAGGGUAUUCCUCAGCAGAAGAACGACAGCGACUGUGGAGUUUUUGUCCUCGAGUACUGCCGAUGUCUGUCUGUGAAGCAGCCACUGCUGUUCAGUCAGGAGGACAUGCCUCGCAUCCGCAAGAGAAUCCACAAGGAGCUGUGUGACUGUCGCCUCAACGAUUAAACGACUGAAUAAUAGUCCCUUUCACUCACUGACUGCUCGCCUGGUUACAUGAGACGUUGUGUCCAAACCUGUCAGACGACCUCUGUCACUGACAGUCCGUCACGUAAGCUAACACAACCCGGCCUUCGGUGUUCCAGGGAGCCCGAACUACAGAAUGGCUGCUCACUUUUGGUUACUUUUGGAGUUCAAUAAUAAUCUGUAGCUAAUCAGAUUUUUACUGGCAAAGAACUACUGACGUGGCCCUCUACUGACCCACAGAAAUGCUGGACCCAUCAGGUUGUUAUUGCGUUGUGCAUUUAUCUUUCUCCGUGGAUUUCAACUAAAUGGCCACAUGGUCUGUUAAGGACACAAGAGAGCUCUGAAUUGGACCGAGGACACAGGCGUCGGACCAGCCUGGACCAAUGGGACGGACCUUCCAUCCCAAAUGGAGUGGCCUUACCUCCCUGAUGGCCAUUUUAACCUGAACGACAUUUUUAACUGUUUUAGCAUCAUUUUAUGCAUUUCAUGCUGGACUUUACAGCAGUGUCAUGCUUACAGUUAUAUGCUUGUUUUUCUAACAUGUUUAUUAAAAUUAGGAUGUUUCGAUUCAGUGGACCAACCGUUCACUUAAAACUUGAAGGUUUGAGUUGGUUUCCUCCUCCUGGACAUCAGAUAUUUGCACCGUUAGAGGCCAAUUCAAUGAAGAUAUCAACUGAAUGUACUGAUCACGUAUUCUUCCUGGCUGCCUCGCAGGGUGGAGACUCAGCACCGUACUGGCUGAUGGCACAUUUUGGCUAUGGCUUGAAACAGGGAUCUGAUUUUUCAAGGUCAUUUUUGUUCAGAGUAUCAGGUUUUUGACACAUUACUUCAUAUAAUUUCUUACUAAAAUUCCACAUUUACAGCUUUUUUGGAGGGGGUUGCUGUGAUCACAUUCGUAUGAUAGGUUUUGCACACGCAUUUUCCUGCCUUUUCAGCUGAAAGCCAUUGUUUGACCUUACAUCUGAAUCCAUCAAUUUGGAAACAGUUUUUCAUGCUGGUGAGUAAAUUUCUUGUUCAGCUGUACAGCUAGCUGCUGAUUUGAGGACCACCAUUUUUUUCUUUUUCUUUUGGCCAAGCAUUUUCUCCAUGUUGACUUUAUAGUGUCAAAGUCGACUGCUUCACAUGGAUGCAUUAACGCAGUUGCAGGAAGUCGUAGUUACAGAGAAACAAGUGGACCUCAGCUAUUUUGAAUAAAUCUUCUGUCCAACA